UUACUAAGGAGAUCGCCCUUGCAUCGAUCAGAUGGUGGAUUACCUGCUGCACCUGAAGGAGAUCUGAUCUCUAUCGAACAAAUCCAUACAAUGCGAGAACAAGAGCUAACAACUCUCUAUGUUGACUAUGGACACCUGCUGCACAAGGAUGACGUCCUUGCUGAUGCCAUCCAGAAGCAAUACUACCGCUUCCUCCCCUACAUCCGGUGCGCAGUCCACAGCCUUGUGGCGGAGUUUGAGCCAGAAUAUCUCAAAUUGAAUCCGACCGCGGCUGCCACAGACUCUGUGAACCUGCAGUCGCGUGAGUUCAAUGUCACAUUUUACCAUCUCCCUCUAGUCUCCGGUAUACGACCUCAGAGCAGACAAAAUCGGGCGAGCGAAGUAAGCCCAGAACUUCUGUAUGGCACCUUCAUCUGCGAGGUCUGUGGAGGGAUAGUCAACGAUAUCGAGCAACAGUUCAAGUACACAGAGCUGAGCCUCUGUCCAAACCCAACCUGUGGUAAUCAGGUUGCGUGGCAAUUGCAGAUCAACAGUUCGAAGUUCACAGAUUGGCAGAAAGUGCGCAUUCAAGAGAAUCUUCCAGAGAUUCCUACGGAUCUAUGCCCCGAUCCCUGGACAUUGUUUUACGUUCGGAGCUCUUCGAACGAGCAAAGGCAGGUGACAAAUGUGUGUUCACAGACACAUUCAUCGUCGUGCAAGGCAUUAGCCAACUUGGACUUCGUGGAGCCAAUAAACCAGAGCUGAUGAGG
Laetiporus sulphureus 93-53 is the source of this 749-nucleotide messenger RNA. Its product is annotated as nucleic acid-binding protein. The transcript is spliced from 3 exons. Bases 91 to 744 code for a protein of 217 amino acids. Gene Ontology annotation, cellular component: nucleus; MCM complex. NCBI's taxonomy places the organism in Eukaryota, Fungi, Basidiomycota, Agaricomycetes, Polyporales, Laetiporaceae. Gene Ontology annotation, biological process: double-strand break repair via break-induced replication; DNA replication initiation; mitotic DNA replication. The record is from RefSeq and is a predicted model, not a curated record. Gene Ontology annotation, molecular function: ATP binding; single-stranded DNA binding; single-stranded 3'-5' DNA helicase activity.